Messenger RNA from Drosophila busckii, 3766 nucleotides. The record is from RefSeq and is a predicted model, not a curated record. The coding region runs from base 1 to 3483 and encodes 1160 amino acids. The transcript has 14 exons. Lineage: Eukaryota; Metazoa; Arthropoda; Insecta; Diptera; Drosophilidae.
AUGUUUUCGACGCGCUGUGAUGUGUGUGAACAAUUCGUAUUAGAGCAAAUGCUUUAUCCGACGCGAAGUGAGCCUUUCCGGCUCGUUCUCACCUGGUUUACCUCCUCGGACAAGAAUCAGACUGUGGACUUUUUGGGCAAUGUGAAGAGAGGCGCUUGUCCCUGUUCGGUGAACAAAACGUGCGUGGACCCAAAUCAAUCAUGCAACUGCGAUGUUAAGGAGAACAAAUGGAAUUCGGACGAAGGUUACUACCAGGAACCGCACAGCUUGGGCAUCACAAACAUGUACUUUUUGCAGCAAAAGGAUCUGGACGAUGAGGCGCAAGGACGCAUCACCCUAGGGCCGCUGGAAUGCGUCGAGACAAAUACACAAAAGUAUGUGGUUACGUUCACCACAUCGCAGUCGUAUAUCGAGGUGCCUGGCUGGCGCAAGGGCGAUAUUGCCUUCUCUUUUCGCACCACGGGCGAGAAGGCCAUAUUACUAUUCCAGCCACCGAUACGUGCGCAUUAUCCUUCAUUUAUGGUCGCACUAACUGGCGACUAUCAGCUAACAUUUAAUUUUACACUGAGCACGGGCACUACGCGGGAGCUGGUAAUUAACUCUCACCGCAGAUUGAAUGGCGGUGAAUGGCAUAAAAUAUGGAUAGACUAUAACCAAUAUCAUGUGCGCUUCAUGAUAAACACCGAUUACCAGAUGCUCGAUUUGCUGCCCGAGGAGGAGUUUGGACCAUUCGAGGGCAGCAUGUAUAUUGGUGGCGCCACAUUCGAUUUGUUGAAGAAGCUGUCGGUUAAGGCGGGCCUUAUUGGCUGCUUUAGGGGGCUGGUGGUCAAUGGCGAAAUACUCGAUAUCUAUAGCUAUAUGUCGGUGCAUCUGUCGGAGAUUAUUAAAGACUGCAAGCCGUCCUGUGUGCCGUCGCCUUGUCGCAAUGGCGCGCAGUGCAAAGAGCUCUGGAGCAGCUUCAAGUGUGUGUGCAAUAAUCCCUGGGCGCAUAUUGGCGAAUUUUGCGAGACAAACAUCAACGAAAAGGCAUUGACCUUUAUCAAUCGCGAAUCCUUCUUAAUGCGCAACUAUUUUAGCGUAAGCACCACGCCCGCCAUUUUAUUGCCCGGCAUCGAGGGCGAACGUGAAAUGCUCAAAGGCAUUCUCAGUCAGAAUAUUCUGAUCAAUCUGCGCACCUACGACACCAACUCGCUGAUACUCUAUGCCAACGAUCAUUACAACAAUUUCGUGCAUUUGUACAUCAGUCCGAGCAGAGAAAUUGUCUUUCUCUACAACUAUGGCGAUGAGAUAGUGAAUCUAACGCUGCUGGACGAAACGCUCAUGGGCACGCUCAAGAGCAUUCAGGUGGCCAUAGUGCGGGGCGAGCAGGAGACGCGCAUGCAUGUGAAUCAGCGCAGCGUGAGCAUUGAACGCGGCACGCUGCUGCUGGACGAGUACGCCAAUAGGCCCUGGAGCAAUCCCGAAAAGGAGGUGCUCUCACCCCAUCGCCCGCCCGCACCGCCCACCGAGUACUUUCAGUUCCAUGUGGGCGGCUAUGAUCCGGCGAAUUUGCUGCGGCCAAAUGUCGAUGCCACGGCCAUUGCUUUGGAGGGCUACAUUGGCUGCAUACGCGGCCUCAAAAUCGGCGCCCAGUUGAUCGACUUGGCGGAAAUCAAUGAAAGGAAUAUAGCGCCCACUCAGGAGGGUGUGCUGCCCAAUUGCCAGAUCAAGUGCGACGCCGAGCCUUGCAAGAAUGGCGGCAUCUGCAAGGAGCACUUUGCCGAGCAGCUCUCCACCUGCGACUGCGAGCACACGAGUUUCCUCGGCGAGUUCUGUUCGGUUGAGAAGGGCGCCGACUUUAGCGGCGAGUCCACACUACAGCGCAAAUUCGAGCUGCCCAGCUCCGGCAGCGUGGACUACGUGCGUCUGCAGUUGGCCUUCAGCUCGUUUGAUCUGCGACGCGCCAAUCGCAUUAUGCUGCUGCUGCAGACGGCGGCAGAGCGCAGCUAUUAUCUGCUGCUGGCCAUAACCGUCGACGGCUACCUGCAGUUCGAGGAGGAUCGCGAAAAGGGCCAAACGGUGGGCGCACGCAUCGACAGGAAUUUCUUAAACAGCGCCCGACACUCGAUUUAUUAUGUGCGCAAUGGCACGCAGGCGCAACUGUUCAUCGAUCGCGAGCAGGUGCCGCUCACAGACUUUGCCGCACGUGUGAUCACCACAACGCUGGACGAGGGCGCCAAUCGUGCCCAGAUCGGUGGCAUCAACACCACAGACUCGCGCUUUGCGGUCUUCAAGAGCUACAGCGGCUGCCUGUCGAAUAUCUAUAUACAGGUGAAUGGACACAUUAUGAAACCACUGGAGGAGUAUAUGCUGUUUACCAAAUCCGGUGCGGACAAUAUAACGGUCAUCAAUCCGCAGGGUGUGCGCAGCGCUCAAUGUAAUGCCAAAUUUGAUGUUAGCGAGCAGCCAACACAGGAGCCGAUGGUCAAUGUGAGCAUGAUACCCGAGCCUUGGGUCGAGGAGCCGCCACAGCGUGUGCCCUACAUAUCGAAAUUCGUUUAUGAUGUGGACAAAAAGGAGGACUCGACACAGAUGUUGUUCAUAACGCUGACAAGCAUAUUUGUCAUUAUUGUCAUUUGCUGCCUGCUCGAGGUGUAUCGCAGUCAUUUGGCGUACAAGAAGCGCAUUGAGCGCGAAACGGAUGAGGAUAUUAUUUGGUCCAAGGAGCAGGCAACCAAAAUGCACGAGUCGCCAGCUGUGAAGGGUGCGGGUGCAGCAGCAGGCAGUGGCACAGCCUAUGGCUACAAGGCGCUGCCACAGGAGGAUCGAAAACCAGGCAAUGGUGCAGCAACUGCAGCAACCCUGGUAAGCAUACUCAAGAAUGGUGGCAACAACACAACGACGCUGCCCAAUGCUGUUGCUGCUGCCACAAAGAAUGGCGACAUUGCUAGCCAUAGCAGCAUAGCAGAGGAAGAGCAUGAAGUGGAGCCGCCAGCAAAGCCAGCAGAGACGCCAGCGCCUGUAGAGCAAGCUGAGCAGCAGCUGCUUAACCUCAGCAAGGAGGAAGUGGCUGCAACGGAAGCAGUGCCUGCCACAAAUGCAAAUGAAGUGACAGUCACAACUAUAGUUAAUGGUCAGCCAGAAGCAGCGCCCAUUGAGGCAGCAGCAGCUACAACAACAACAACAACAGCGUUACCGCUAGCAGCACCACAACGACGCAAAUCCCGCCACAAAGCACACGAUGACAGCGAGAGGCAGCAGAAGCAGCAGCAGCUCUUUGAUGUCAACGCUGGAAAUGCCAAUGCGCCAACAAAGUUACCACCAGCCCAACCCCACACUGCAAUUGGUAAAGCCAAGGCUUUGCGCCCUAUGCCCGCGCCCAUGUAUCUGGAGAGCGCAUUGCUGCAGCGACAAUUCGCGAAUCCAAUUAGUUACUUGGGCGGACCACGACUGGCGCCGCGCAGCCAACGCAAUAGCAUCGACUCGAUAUUAUCACUAGAUUAACAACAAGCAUCCGCGCCAACGAGGCUAGUCACAAUCCCACCCACCCAGCUCGUCGUCUGUGCUUGCAACAGGCUGCAACUUAAAGUAUGUAAACAACGUGGCACAAAUUUAAGAACGUUGAUAUUAUAUUAAAAUAUUGUUGGCUAUGUACAGCAGCAAAGCUUAGCAAAUCAAUUACUUAAUUAACGCUGACAAUAUUUUAAAAUAUAUCAACGCCAGCACAAAUUACAAAUGAAUUAACCUUAGUUAGUUAACCAGUAUUCAAAUUCUAGUUACAACAAAU